Ixodes scapularis (black-legged tick) is the source of this 2924-nucleotide messenger RNA. RefSeq names its product UV-stimulated scaffold protein A. Gene Ontology annotation, cellular component: chromosome. Gene Ontology annotation, molecular function: RNA polymerase II complex binding. NCBI's taxonomy places the organism in Eukaryota, Metazoa, Arthropoda, Arachnida, Ixodida, Ixodidae. The record is from RefSeq and is a predicted model, not a curated record. Gene Ontology annotation, biological process: response to UV; transcription-coupled nucleotide-excision repair. The coding region runs from base 201 to 2027 and encodes 608 amino acids. The transcript has 10 exons.
UUGUACCUUGGCGUUUCAAAACCUACCCUCGUCCAGCGUUUUUCAAUCUUUUGAAGAUUUGGAACACAGCCCUGAUCUCACCUCAGUUUCGGCUUCUUAGCUAUGCUCUUAGUAGCUUACAUAAUCCAAUCCAAUCUGUUGAGGCAGAGGCAGUGUCUUUUUGGUUACUUACUCCAUCGUAACAACCGCAGUUUACAAAAAUGAACCUUCGGAAUUCUGAACAAGAAAAACAGGUGGCUGAACUCUCAGAACUAAUUGAUGAAUUGACAUCACCGGGUUCUGAACAAUCCAAGGAAAAGAAACUGAAAAGGCUAAAGAAGUUGUGCCGGACAUCGGACGACCUUUUGAAGCAUACCUAUCAUCUCAUCAUGAAAGCAUUAGAAGAAGACGACUCAGAGACGCGUCUUGAUGCAGUCCGAUUGACUGACGAGCUCUUCAAACGAUCUCACCUUUUCCGCACACUACUUCUUGAGCAUUUCGAGAAGUUCAUGGAACUCGUUGCAGAAACCAAUCUCGACUUGCCGCUCCCGGGAAGUGAGGCUGCAGCUAGGAACCUCAAAGAGAAGUCUUUAGCGGUGAUUGAUGAAUGGCACGAAAAGUUUGGCGCAAACUACAAACUCCUGUCUCUUGGUGUCAACUUUCUAAAGAACCGUAAGCAGGCACAGAGACGCACGGAGGAGCAACCCGCCUGGGCACAGAGAAUGCUCACCGAAAUCUCUGACCGCACCCCUGAUGUGCAGCUUGUGAUUACACAGAUGGAAAAUUGCUUUCGCUUGCUGGUGCCGCAUGAAAUUGCAGGUGGAAAACCAGAGCCUCCUCCAGAGCCAGAAACAGAAACCUCGCAAGCUGAGCGUUUACGGGGCCACGCUGUGUCUGCCACCUUCACGCUAGAAAUUCAAGUGCCCCAAGUUGUCAGGAUGAAUGAGACCACAGACAAUGCGGACCUUCUGGACAACCUGCGUCGAUUGCAUCAUGAACUCAUGACUGUGUUCUUCCCCCUGGUCAAGAAGUGGCUGAAGGGGCUGGCCAAGAUCAGCCACCCUCCUGACAUACUUCGGAACACCAUUGACUUGAAGUGUAGCAUCGAAGCGGCCCACGAAAAGUUUGGCGAGCUGCAUGUAGAGCCGGAGGCUUCUUCGGACGACAGCGACCUCGAGGAAGUGCCCGACAAAGAAGGUUAUGAACCUAUAAUUCCUGUUAACAAGCGGGCAGAGUAUGGUUUGGAACCGAUCGAAUCAGGACCACCGAAGAAGACAUUACAGAAAAAGAUUCCUGAGACCGAAGCUUCUGAUCCAACUUCCAGGGAGGCCCAGUUGCGAAGGCUCGCUGAAAUGCUUGCAAGCCAGAACGAUUUGGAAAUCUGUGGUGUAUCUUCCAAGCAUCAUCCAGCCCGCACGGCUCCCUGUGCCAAGGAUCUUAUGGAGGCUGGGCCGAGCACAUCCAGUGCGGUACCAACGCUCCCGUUUGACACGGAUCUUUUGUACUGGGAGCAAGAGAAAGUGGAAGCACCUACUCCCGCUCGAGUCCUGGACUUGAACUGCGUUUGGAAGGGUGCCGACAGAGAUGAAGAUUCUCUGCAGCAACAGGUGGUGCCGUUCCGGGAGCGGCGCAUCGACUUCAGUGGGGAAUUUGUGCCUGUCAAAUGGACCUGCAGAGCCAGGCUUCCGAGCGGUAAACUCUGUCCACGCCGGGACCGUCACAAAUGUCCACUACACGGCCCUAUAGUGGCACGGGACGAGCUUGGCAAUCCUCAAGAUCCCAGUACUGCCAAGGCCUCUGCCGUGCCCGAUUGGCAAGAGCCCGGACUUCUGAGGGACUUGGAGGCAGCCACAGGUGCACAGCUACACGUUGGCCGUCGUCAGAAACGGAUCCUGCCCCGUCGCCGGGGCAACCCCAGGGCACGGCUUGAGAAGAAAAUUUUCAACAAGCGCUCGGUGCGGAAGGUUGCCGAAUCCAUGAACGCGAUUGAUGGGAAGAAGUUCAACGACAAGUUUGGUGACCAGUGGAACUAUGCUUUUGGCACAUGAGGCUCGAAGGCUGUGCUUUAGAUGGGGUUGACCUGACCAGUGGUGGAGCAGUUACGUUUAUGCAAGUAGUACCCUUCGUGCGUGAACUUGUAAUGUAGCAAUGCUCGAUUUUUCUGUGUACAUAAUGCAGACAUGAGGAGAUGGAACUGCCAAUCUUGCUGGCACCAACUAAUGCACCUUUGACAAAGCUACAUAGUGGAUUUUGUUCUUGGGUAUUUUGGGUAGUGGUGCAAACUAGGCUUAAAACUGUGUAAUAGAUUUGGUUAGCCUUGACGUUUGUCCUGGCCAGUUACUCUAUGCUGCAGUUAAGGGUAGGGAGAAGACUAAACAUAGCAAUGAAAUCAUUGUGGGCAUGAUAAAGGGAAUUUAUAAUUAUAUUUGUACAUUUGUAAUAUGAAUGUUAUAAAAUUGUAUUUGACAAAUGUUGAAAUGCUGGAAACAUGAAUGUCAAGCUUUCAUUGGAGCACCAUUUGAGAAAUGUUAAAACUCUGCUGCAUUACCCUUCCUUUAUAUUGAAACAAUUGAAGUUUGGCAAUUUUAUAAACUUCUAAAAGAUGCAAAAACUAGUCUCAAAACUCAUGGUCUUAAGUGAAUAAAAUAUCGAGCCUAUAAAAAUACAGUAUUGACAUUAGUGUGAAUGACCCACAUAUUUUCGAAGAGUUCUUUUUUUGGUUAGUUUCAAGCACUUCUAAUUCUGGCAUGCUUUUUCAUGGGCUUGAUUUUUGUGAUGAUAUUACUUGGAAUAUAAAGAUGUUUAAUUCUAUGAUGCUGCAUGUUUGUUAAUGCACUACCAUUGUCAAUGUUCAUGUAUUAGAUCGCCAUGCAGUUGUGCAAAAUUCUUGUUUAGACAACUCUUUUAUCAUGUUUUUAUUAUUGCAAUAAAUUUACACAAAAAUG